Mucor velutinosus is the source of this 1422-nucleotide messenger RNA. RefSeq lists its product as uncharacterized. The record is from RefSeq and is a predicted model, not a curated record. The coding region runs from base 1 to 1422 and encodes 473 amino acids. NCBI's taxonomy places the organism in Eukaryota, Fungi, Mucoromycota, Mucoromycetes, Mucorales, Mucoraceae. Gene Ontology annotation, biological process: ammonium transmembrane transport. The transcript has 3 exons. Gene Ontology annotation, molecular function: ammonium channel activity. Gene Ontology annotation, cellular component: plasma membrane.
AUGGAUGCUGGAGCUUCAACACCUUCCUACAAUGCAGGCGACAUUGCCUGGGUUCUAAUUUCUACUGCGUUAGUGUGGUUGAUGAUCCCAGGUGUCGGCUACUUUUACUCUGGCAUGGCUCGUAGAAAGAACGCCUUGUCCUUGAUCAUGUGCUGUAUGCUCUCGCUAGUCGUAGUCAGUGUGCAAUGGUUCAUAUGGGGCUUUAGUUUGACAUUCAGUAAAACCGCUACCAAUGGCUUCAUUGGCAAUCUUGACAAUGCCUUCUUGCGCGGAGUCCUCAAUGACCCUUCAAUUGGUGGUGCUUCUAUCCCUGAUCUCGUCUUCUGUAUCUUCCAAUGUAUGUUUGCCGCAUUGACUCCUGCUCUUGCUAUCGGAUCUGCAGCUGAACGUGCUCGACUUUUGCCCAUGAUCAUCUUCAUCUUUAUCUGGUCGACUCUUGUAUACAACGUUGUUGCCAGUUGGACUUGGAAUGCUAGCGGUUGGAGUGCAAAGCUGGGUGCUAUUGAUUAUGCUGGAGGUACUCCCGUUCAUAUCACUAGUGGUUUCGCUAGCUUGGCUUAUGCAAUAAUUCUGGGACGUCGUGAAGGUCAUGAUCGCAAUAAGAAGGACGAAUUCAAACCUCACAACAUGUCUAAUGUCGUUUUGGGCACAGCAUUGCUCUGGUUCGGUUGGUUUGGAUUCAACGGGGGCUCCGGUCUUUCUGGCAAUCUUCGUGCUGCCAUGGCUUGCGUUGUCACCAACUUGGCUGCCUCCGUGGGCGCUAUUACCUGGAUGCUUAUCGAUUAUCGUAUUGAACGCAAGUUUUCUGCUUUGGGCUUUUGUUCUGGCGCCGUUGCUGGUCUUGUUGCUAUCACUCCUGCUUCUGGUUUCGUUGGCCCUGCACCUGCUGUUGCCAUUGGUUUCUUGGGUGCCUGUGCCUGUAACGCUGCUGUCCACUUGAAGCACUGGCUCAACUAUGAUGAUGUUGCUGAUGUCUUUGCUGUCCAUGGUGUUGGCGGAUAUAUUGGUUCUUGGUUGACCGGUCUCUUUGCUGAGGCUUAUAUUCCUGCUCUUGAUGGUUCCACUGUGAUUGCUGGAGGUUGGAUGAAUCAACAUUGGAUUCAACUUGGCUAUCAAAUUGCUGAGUCUACAGCUGGUGCUGCUUGGUCAUUCGUUGUUACCUACCUCAUUUUAUUCAUCAUGAACAAGAUUCCCGGUCUUUCUCUUCGUGUUGAUCGCGAAUCUGAACUUCAAGGCUUGGAUGUUGCAGAAAUUGGUGAAAUGGCUUAUUAUCAUGUGGACAAGAUCGUUGGCGUCAACCAAAACACUGGUGAAGAGAAGGUUGUCAAGGAAGAAGUUGAAGGAUACAGCUAUGAAGCCCAAGCUCAAGGCUCAAUGGGUUCUCAAAAGCCUUUAAGCAAAGAAAGCCUCAAUAACGUUUAA